CAAUGGAAACACAAUUGGUGACAAUUAGCUGCAGGCGAUCGUUGAUAACACGUGACGUCAAUGAUGAAGGUUGUGAUUGUGGAUAGAAAAACAGUUAAUGUAAGUACAGAGGGGAUUAGACGCAGCUGUUUGUUCGGAAUCCAGUCACGUUACUUGAAACUUGCAUUUGCUCACUCUAUAGACGGUGGAAAUGCCUAUAUAUAGAAGAAUGUAUGAAUGUGAAUGUUGGAGAUGUCUGUGUGCGUCAGCGCUUAGGAUGGAAGGAAAAUAAAACAGAUGCAGUAGAGCUGAUCGAAGUUUGGUGGAGUAAGCAUGGCGAGUCCCAACGUGGAAAUAAAGUACACUAAAUUGUUUAUAAAUAAUGAGUUUGUGGAUUCGUUGAGUGGGAAGAAAUUCGCGAGCAUCAACCCGGUGGAUGAGACGGUGGUCGCGGAAGUCGCGGAAGGAGACAAGGCGGAUGUUGACAAAGCGGUAGCAGCGGCGAAGAAAGCGUUCGCUCGCGGAUCUGAAUGGCGGAGCCUUCAACCCGCGCAAAGAUCCGCGCUUCUGAACAAGCUCGCGGAUUUGGUGGAGCGUCAUGUCAAGGAAAUCGCGAGUAUCAUGACGCUGGAGAACGGAAAGCCUUUUACUCAUGCAAUGAUUGAAACUUAUGGCGCUGCGGGAGUUCUUCGGUACUACGCGGGAUGGUGUGACAAGAUCCACGGCCAAACAAUUCCAACAGACGAUGGAAGCUUGGUGAUGACCAGGAAGGAGCCAGUGGGAGUCUCGGGGCAAAUUACGCCUUGGAAUUAUCCGAUUAUUCUACUUGCAUUCAAAUGGGGACCUGCUUUGGCUGCGGGUUGUACGAUCGUUCUUAAACCAGCAGAACAGACUCCGCUGUGUAAUUUGUACAUCGCUGCGCUGACUAAAGAAGCUGGGUUUCCUCCAGGAGUUGUCAAUGUUAUUCCUGGGUUUGGUCCCACCGCGGGAGCUGCUCUUGCUGAACAUCCUGAUGUCGCAAAAAUUGCCUUCACUGGAUCUGUUGAAGUUGGGAAAUUGAUAAUGAAGGCUUCGGGAAAUAGUAAUUUGAAGCGCGUGACUUUGGAACUUGGCGGGAAGAGUCCUUUGGUUAUUUUUGAUGAUGUUAAUAUGGACGAAGCGGUAAAAAAAGCCCACGAAGCAAUCUUCAAAAACAGUGGCCAAAUUUGUUUCGCUGCAUCCCGAACUUAUGUUCACUCAAAAAUCUACGAUGAAUUUGUUGAAAAAUCCAAAGACUUGGCAUUGAAAAGAAAAGUAGGGAAUCCCUUUGAUCCGGCUACAGAGCAAGGACCUCAAGUAGAAAAAGAAAUAUUUGACCGAGCGCUCAGGUUUAUUGAAAUAGGAAAAAAAGAAGGUGCGAAAUUGGUCACCGGCGGCGAGCGCGUAGGAAAUAAAGGAUUCUUUAUUCAACCGACGAUUUUCGCGGAUGUGACUGAUGAAAUGACGAUCGCCAGAGAAGAAAUCUUCGGUCCCGUUCAGUCGAUUCUCAAAUUUGAGAGCCUGGAAGACGUUAUCAAACGCGCGAAUGACACGAAUUAUGGUCUUGGGGCCGGUGUUUUAACCAAUGACAUCAACAAGGCUAUCAAGUUUGCUCAAGCCGUAGACUCUGGUAAUGUUUGGGUCAAUCACUAUGGCGCUAUUACUCCUUCAGCUCCUUUUGGAGGCUACAAACAGUCCGGAAUUGGUCGAGAAUUAGGCGCAGAAGGCUUGGACAAUUACUUAGAAACUAAAACAAUUUCAAUAAAACUUUCCAGCGAAUAUUAAGAUAGUACUACCGGUUUUAGAAUUGACGUUCAGAAUUUAAUGGAAUUUGGCAUAUUGGUACUUUUCUUCUAUCUAUACUAAUAAAUGGAGAGCCGGUUUUUUUGUCCGCCCGGGAAAAAAUGAUCAGGCCUGAUCAGACAUGAAAAAUGACCAUGCCUGAUCAGGCAUGAACUGACCUGAUCAGGUCUGAAAGCCUAUGGUUACUUUUAAUUAAUUAUUUUGCUUAAUUUUAUGGAUAUAGUACUUGAUGGAGUCAUACGCAAUUCUCUAUAAUGAAUU
Messenger RNA from Cotesia glomerata, 2061 nucleotides. RefSeq names its product aldehyde dehydrogenase family 1 member A3-like. The coding region runs from base 313 to 1782 and encodes 489 amino acids. The record is from RefSeq and is a predicted model, not a curated record. Gene Ontology annotation, molecular function: aldehyde dehydrogenase (NAD+) activity. NCBI's taxonomy places the organism in Eukaryota, Metazoa, Arthropoda, Insecta, Hymenoptera, Braconidae. The transcript has 6 exons.